Messenger RNA from Symbiodinium necroappetens, 1309 nucleotides. The record is from the annotation of a GenBank genome assembly. Lineage: Eukaryota; Dinophyceae; Suessiales; Symbiodiniaceae.
GCUAGAGCUGCCUAUGGGACACUGCGAAAGCAUGGCCUUUCCUUGCCGGUGACCAUCUCGAGAGGAGUGGGGAACCGACGAUCUGCAAAUGAUAUCAACCAGAACCUUGCCGAGCUGAACUUGCAACCGAACUACAAAGGAAACUCGCUAAGCACCCGCUUCCUCGCAGCCAUGAUGCUUCGAUCGGAGUACCAGGACACACCGGAGAGGCUCGAGCAAUUAGUUGAGCAUGUAGUCACUGAUCUUUCCAGCCUUGGGCGCGAAGGGAUCGAGACUUCUCAAGGGCGAAUAUGGUUGGCUCCGCUGGGCAAUAAAGGCGAUUGGUCCUAUUUGGUGGAUAUCGCGAACUUGAACAGAUCAUACAGGAUGUGCAACUUGUGCAACUUGUGCAUCAGUUUUGAUUUAGUAUUCACGAAUGAUGAGUUCCUCCCCGGCCUUCCUCAGCACUAUGCCAUCGCCUACAUUGCCGUGGACCCGCGAGUCCUGCCAGACCUGUGGCAUAACAUGCAAUUGGGCAUUGCCAAAGCCUUUGCAGCCAACGCCCUGGUUACACUGAUGCACUUUUUUCCUGCCUCGAGUGUGGAUGCACAAUUACAAGCCAUGACGACAGAUUUUCUGCAGUACUGCAAGGCAGCGGCUGCGAAAACACUGAAUCGUGCGAUGUCUGCCCUUUAUAACUCCGAUGUCUGGAUGAGUGCAUCGGAAGCAAGCCGGAUUUCGGACCUGGGCCUGUAUUUCUUGCGAGCCUAUGUGCGGCUGGCCGGGAUUCACUACAACCGGAACGAACCACGGAGGAUCUCCUGGAUUCUCAACCCCAUCAUAGAAGCAACUCCGCAAGAUGAAGAUUUCGUUGGCAAGGUAUCGAGGCCACUGAUCGAUCGAGCUUUGGGGCUUCGAGAAAAGGUUGUUUGGGAGGUCAACUGUUUUCUCGCCUCUAGGGCCGAGAAGCUGAUCAAGGAAAAAUCUCAGGACUUUAUUCCCAGCAAAGAUGCCAAGCAAGAGACGCAGCUUCCCGAGCUGGUCUACCCAGGCAUUUCCGAGUAUCCUGCGAUCGAAGCCCGGCCGCCUCAGGUGACGGCUUUCGAGGUUACGAAGUCGAGGAUGCUUCGGGAGAUGCCUCCCGUGCCAGAUCCAGCUCCCGAGGAGCCUGCGCCACCGGAAGACGACAUCGUGGCUGCACGCUGGCAGGUGGAGGCUGAGCUCAAGGCCAAGGAGGACAUCAUGGACAUUAAGGGUGGAGUGAUCACGUAUAGCCGCAGCUCCACGCCUGCCACCAUGGCCGCCUCGAGACCUGAGCGGGACUUUGUGA